AUGAUCUUGCUGGAACAAGCUCUUGUGGCGAAAAGUGCAGCAGAAGAUCGAGCGCUGAUACUGCUGAAGGAGAAGAAUAGUGGUUCAGCGCUAAUUGAGGAGAAAGAUGAACAGUACCAGCAGUUGAUGAGAAAGUACAAAGCAGCCAUUCAACAAACUCAUUUGGAUCAUAUUGCUAUUGCGGACUACGUGGAACAGGUAACAAAAUUUGCUUUGAUUGUCAGAGGAAAGGAAGAAAAAAGUUAAAG
Molecule: messenger RNA, 248 nt
Organism: Cylicostephanus goldi
Lineage: Eukaryota; Metazoa; Nematoda; Chromadorea; Rhabditida; Strongylidae
Source: the annotation of a GenBank genome assembly